Molecule: messenger RNA, 1358 nt
Organism: Coregonus clupeaformis (lake whitefish)
Lineage: Eukaryota; Metazoa; Chordata; Actinopteri; Salmoniformes; Salmonidae
Gene: ccdc25
Product: coiled-coil domain containing 25
Exons: 8
Coding region: 152-775 (207 amino acids)
Source: RefSeq, a predicted model, not a curated record
ACGACUUCCGGGUCAACUUUCCAUGCGAAAUUGACUGUCAGCACAAUUAUCAUCUCGUUAUGAACCACAUUUAGUUAAUUGGCAAGUGUGUGAAGUACUCCAUUCAUAUUUUGUUUCUAAGGUUUAAAACAGUUGCUUCGAUUCAUGCAAGAUGGUGUUUUACUUCACGAGUGCCGUUGUUACACCUCCCUACAGUAUCUACAUGGGGAAAGACAAAUAUGAAAAUGAAGAUCUCAUCAAAUAUGGAUGGCCUGAAGACAUUUGGUUUCAUGUGGAUAAACUCUCUUCUGCCCAUGUGUACCUACGAAUGCCUAAGGGACUGACAAUGGAGGAUAUUCCCAAGGAAGUCUUGAUUGACUGUGCACAGCUUGUGAAAAACAACAGCAUCCAAGGUUGUAAAAUGAACAACAUCAAUGUUGUCUACACACCAUGGGCCAACCUAAAGAAAACAGGGGACAUGGAUGUAGGCCAAAUAGGUUUCCAUCGACACAAGGAGGUGAAGAUCGUGGCAGUAGAGAAGAAGGUCAAUGAGAUUGUGAACAGGGUGGAGAAAACAAAAGAGGAGCGAUACCCUGAUCUAGCAGCAGAGAAAGAGUCUCGAGACAGGGAGGAGAGAAACGAGAAGAAGGCCCAGAUACAAGAUCUGAAAAAGAAAGAGAAAGAUGACAUAAAAAAGAAAAGAGAGCUGGAAGAGCUCAAAAGUUACUCUUCGCUGAUGACGAGUGACAAUAUGACAACAAAUGAGGACGGAAACGAUUCGGAUGACUUCAUGUAAAAGGAGAAUAUGGGACAUCGGUGAGACACCAUCACCUGCAAGUAAACAUUGUUGGGUUGCACCCGCACUGUUAUACCGGACAGUGCUUUGACAUUGUGUAUAUAAAUCGAUAAACUUGCUACUGUAUUUUUGGAACAGUACUCGUGCCAAUUAUGCACAAUUUCAGGACCAUAGUGAACAGCUUGGUUGCCCUACGCUUCUUGAAUUUCAAAGGAAAAAUUCAAAUAUCAUUGGUAUCUUGUACUUUACAUCCUCUGCUUGACUGACAAGAGGGUAACAACAAUCCCAGAUUCCUCAGACAAGUGCUGUCAAGGAUUUAGUCUUGGGACUGCUAUGCUCUAUGCUCUAUGAUCUAAUUAAGAAUUGGUGCAUGUUGACCUAAUGAUUUGAAUGCAUAUAUGAUCUUCUGACCAGUAUGUCUAGCUAUGGGUGAAAUGAAUAUGUACUUGACAUCUAUUAUUAUUUACCUGGCCGAUGGUGCAGGCUUUGUCCUGUCCAGAGACUGGAGCCUAGUAAUUGUGUCCUCAUGAGGCCAUGCAACUGAACGAGUGCUGACGUUAAUAAAAAUCCCCUUGUUUAUCCA